This is a messenger RNA of Brassica napus (rape), 942 nucleotides long. Its product is annotated as UDP-glycosyltransferase 84B2-like. The transcript has a single exon. The record is from RefSeq and is a predicted model, not a curated record. The coding region runs from base 1 to 942 and encodes 313 amino acids. Gene Ontology annotation, molecular function: UDP-glycosyltransferase activity. Lineage: Eukaryota; Viridiplantae; Streptophyta; Magnoliopsida; Brassicales; Brassicaceae.
AUGAAGACAAACACUUUCCCCGAGGAUCUCGAAGAUCUGAAUCAGACAGUUGAUCUACCAGCGUUACCGUUAUUGGAAGUUAGAGAUCUUCCUUCGUUUAUGUUACCUUCUUCAGGAAGUAACUUUAAUAACCUAAUGUUGGACUUCGUUGAUUGUUUGAAAAAUGUGAAAUGGGUUUUGGUUAACUCGUUUUACGAACUAGAAUCAGAGAUAAUCGAUUCGAUGUCUGAUUUAAAGCCAAUAAUCCCAAUAGGUUCAUUGGUUUCUCCAUUUCUUUUGGGAGCUGAUGAAGACAAAACCUUAGAUGAGAAAAAUCUUGAUCUAUGGAGAUCUGAUGGUGAUUGUAUGAAGUGGCUUGACACGCAAGCUAGGUCUUCCGUCGUUUACAUAUCUUUCGGGAGUUUGCUCAAAUGGUCGGAGAAUCAAGUCAAGAGCAUAGCAACGGCUAUGAGAAACAGAGGAGAUUCAUUUCUCUGGGUGAUUAGGCCUAAGGAGAUAGCUCAAAACGUCGACAUUUUGCAUGAGAUGGUUCAAGAAGGACAAGGGGUUGUUAUUGAGUGGGGUCCUCAAGAGAGGAUAUUGAGCCACGUGGCGAUCUCUUGUUUCGUCACGCACUGUGGAUGGAACUCGACGAUGGAGACGGUGGUGACUGGUGUUCCGGUUGUGGCGUACCCGAGUUGGAUCGAUCAGCCGCUUGACGCGAGAUUGCUUGUGGAUGUGUUUGGGAUCGGAGUGAGGAUGAGGAACGACGCUGUUGACGGCGAGCUUAAGGUUGCGGAGGUUGAGAGAUGUAUUGAGGCUGUGACGGAAGGACUUUCAGCUGAGGAUAUGAGGAGGAGGGCCAGGGAGCUGAAGCAAGCGGCGAGAUCAGCGUUGGCACCUGGUGGUUCAUCUGCUCAGAAUCUGGACGCGUUCAUUGGCUAUAUCACAAGUUGUGUUUAA